Molecule: messenger RNA, 1878 nt
Organism: Contarinia nasturtii (swede midge)
Lineage: Eukaryota; Metazoa; Arthropoda; Insecta; Diptera; Cecidomyiidae
Product: atlastin-like
Exons: 5
Coding region: 141-1676 (511 amino acids)
Biological process (GO): endoplasmic reticulum organization; protein homooligomerization
Molecular function (GO): GTPase activity; GTP binding
Source: RefSeq, a predicted model, not a curated record
AAAUGCAGCAUUAGCACAUUUCGGCAAAUUCUUCAUUUUCUCUCAAUUUUAUAUAAAAAGGGCAUUUUAUCAUUCAUCUUUCUCAAUUCGUUCAGUUUGAAACAAUUGGUAUAACCAAAGCCAUUUUGAGGUUAAUUGCGAUGAAAAAUAUAUGCGCAUUUGUCCUCGUUGCAAUUUUUUGUUAUCAAAUAUUUGAUACAGAAUGCAACAUAUUACCUCAAGCAAUACAAAUUAUAACACGCAAAAACAAUGUCUUUCAACUACAAUUGGGGGACUUGAAACGUAUACUGGAAAAUGACGUCAUCAAGGAUCGAUAUGUGGUUGUUGUUUCAAUUGCUGGUGCAUUUCGGAAAGGCAAAAGUUUUCUUAUGAAUAUUUUCAUAAAAUACUUGAAUGCAAAUUAUAAAGGUCGUCAUAUAUCAGAUUGGUUAGGUGAGAAUGGGGAAGGUUCCAUAGCAGGCGGCUUUUCAUGGCGAGGUGGACAAAAACCAGAAACAAUGGGAAUUUGGAUGUGGUCAGAAGUGUUUACCCACGACUCUGAAAAUGGGGAUAAGUUAGCAAUUGUUUUGAUCGAUACACAAGGCAUCUUUGACGAUAAAACUGGUUUCGAAGAUUGUACAAAGAUUUUUGCCAUAAGUACGAUGUUGUCAUCAGUCCAAUGUUUCAAUAUAAUGCAGCACAUCCAAGAAGAUCAUUUACAACAAUUGGAAUUUUUCACUGAAUAUGGUCGAAUUGCUCAAAUGCAAAAAAGCGCAAAACCAUUUCAAAAACUGCUUUUCAUAGUAAGAGACUGGCCGUAUUCACAUGAAACAAACUAUGGCAAUGGCCAAGCGCUCAUAGAUGAAAUAUUGACACCAACAGAGGAUCAAGCACUCGAAAUGCAAGAACUAAGAAAACGAAUUAAAUCCAGUUUUCAAAGCACGGAGGCAUAUUUACUGCCUCAUCCAGGUAGGAUCGUUGCUGAAGGCGAUGAAUUCACUGGUGAUGUUCAGCAAAUUGACCCGAAAUUUAGAAAGUACGUGAAAAAUUUGGUUAUUUCACUUUUUGCACCUGAAAAUCUCAUUGUAAAAAGAAUUAAUAGCCAAAAGAUGCGUGCUCAAGAUUUGGUUCAAUAUUUCGAAACAUAUUUGAACAUUUUCAAGGGAGAUUCAUUGCCAAAACCAAAAACAAUUAUUGAGGCGAAUAUAGAUGCAAGUAACACGAUUUUACAGAAAGAAUGCCAUAACUAUUAUAUUAAAACAAUGGAUAAAAAGUUAGAAGAACGUGAUCUAUCCGCAACUGAACUCAUUGACCUUCAUAAGCAAACAAAAUCAGAAGCAAUAUCACAGUUUUUGGAAAAACCAAAACUUGGUAGUGAUGACCAUGCUUCCACAUUUAAAAGCAAACUUGAAUAUGACAUAGAGGAAACGUACCAAAGAAUUGAAAAAGAUAAUUUGCAAAAACUAAAGUUUCACAUCGAACAAGAAGAACACAAACGAAAAAAUCGAAAACUCGAAAAAGAUAUUGAAGACAUGAGAAGAAAAAAAAAUACUGGCGGUUUAAAGAUAGCAUACACAAUUAUUGGAACGGGUGGUGGAUUACUUCUUACAUAUUUUGCAGGCCCCCUUUCUCCAUUUGUUGGUGGAAUUGCUGGUUUCAUAGCAGAUAGGUUAAGAUCAAAUAAUGAUUCUGAAUAAGAUUAAAGCAUUCAUUUAUAUAAUUUAUUAUUAUUAAUGUAAUUAAUAAAUGGCAAAAACUUUAUACAUUCUAAUACAGUUUGAAUAAAGUUUUUUUCAAUCUAUGUGUAGAAUAUCAAAACCAAUCAAUGAGUGAAAUCCUAAACAGUCAUAAUAAAAUUGCAAAUUACUUAAAAACUCAAAAUACACAUUUAUUCAAAUU